AAUUGAAGGUCCGAAAAUUUGUUAGUAUUGGGCUCGGGUUUACCCGUAUAAUAGCCGGUUGCACGGCCGACGGCCUAUUUGGCCACCACAAACUGCUAGGCUGCUAGCCGUGGAAAGGAUGGCUGGGAAGGAAGAUGAGAAGCAGGAGCGAGACGAACUAGCGGACUCACUCAACGAUCUCUUCACCAAUCUCUCCACCAUGAUCAAAGGCGACCUUCAGGGGACAAACAAUCUACUCGAACUUUUGGAGAAGAUGAAUCUCAGGGUGACUGAAGAGUAUAAAGGCUUUGGUGAUGUGGCUUCCGGGCUAAGGGUUUUCAUGGAGCAGCUCAAGGCCAAAAGUGGUAGCUUUGAUGAGUAUGUUCAGCAAAUUGAUGCAAUUGAGCAACAAGUAACAGAGUUUGAAGCUGUAAUUUCUAUGCUUGAUAAAUAUGUUUCUUUGUUAGAAUCCAAGGUUCAACCAUUUUACCAAGUUCCACCUUCGUAAACACAGUCUCUCAUUGCUGAAAUUAACUUCUACGUAUUUAUUCAUCAACGUCUAUUGUGGUGUUGUCUCCUGGUUCAUUUCUGAGGAGAAAGAUCACCGUCUCAUCUGCUCUGCUGCAUUAUUAUGUGCAAUUGGACUGGAAACCGUUCUACUGAAAUCCAUGGUGUGUAUUGCACAAA
Molecule: messenger RNA, 666 nt
Organism: Rhododendron vialii
Lineage: Eukaryota; Viridiplantae; Streptophyta; Magnoliopsida; Ericales; Ericaceae
Product: biogenesis of lysosome-related organelles complex 1 subunit 2
Exons: 2
Coding region: 119-487 (122 amino acids)
Source: RefSeq, a predicted model, not a curated record